UCCGCGCUCCGGCUGACACGCCUGACCCAGGUUAAACCACGCGGGUUCGUUGCCACUGGUGUCGACAUUGUCAAGAGAGAAACCGCAUUGGGAUUGUACAAGGGUCUCGGAGCCGUUCUGGGAGGUAUCAUUCCGAAGAUGGCCAUCCGAUUCACAUCCUACGAAACGUACAAGCAAUGGCUCGCGGACAAAGAGACUGGAGCCGUGACCAGCAAGGCCACUUUCCUCGCUGGUCUCUGCGCUGGUGUGACGGAAGCGGUGGCGGUGGUCAACCCGAUGGAAGUCAUCAAGAUCCGUCUGCAAGCACAACACCAUAGUCUGUCGGACCCUCUGGACACCCCCAAGUACCGCAGCGCCCCGCACGCCCUGUUCACCGUCAUCCGGGAGGAAGGGUUCAGCACCUUGUACCGCGGUGUCUCGUUGACCGCCCUCCGCCAGGGAACGAACCAGGCCGCCAACUUCACCGCAUACACGGAGCUGAAGGCCUUCCUGCAGCGAAGCCAGCCCGAGUACGCCAACUCGCAGCUGCCGUCCUACCAGACGACCUGCAUCGGCUUGAUCUCCGGUGCCGUCGGACCCUUCUCCAACGCUCCCAUCGACACCAUCAAGACGAGACUGCAGAAGACCCGCGCCGAGCCCGGCCAGUCCGCCGUGACCCGGAUCGUGGUCAUCGCCAAGGACAUGUUCAAGCAGGAGGGCGCCGCCGCUUUCUACAAGGGUAUCACGCCCCGUGUGAUGAGAGUCGCCCCGGGCCAGGCCGUCACGUUCACGGUCUAUGAGUUCCUGAAGGGCAAGCUUGAGUCAUCGCGGUGGCCCUUCGUUGGCGGCACUUUUGAGGAGUAACCGUGGGGAGAAAAGGUGUUAUGCGGGUAGGAAGGAGUGAGCCGCCAUGUGUUUUCGAAAGCAUUUGAUACCAUGGAGCAUGGUGGCGUUUUCGA
Molecule: messenger RNA, 938 nt
Organism: Aspergillus aculeatinus CBS 121060
Lineage: Eukaryota; Fungi; Ascomycota; Eurotiomycetes; Eurotiales; Aspergillaceae
Product: putative succinate:fumarate antiporter (Acr1)
Exons: 2
Coding region: 139-843 (234 amino acids)
Biological process (GO): succinate transport; fumarate transport
Source: RefSeq, a predicted model, not a curated record